This is a messenger RNA of Aureobasidium musti, 2973 nucleotides long. Lineage: Eukaryota; Fungi; Ascomycota; Dothideomycetes; Dothideales; Saccotheciaceae. The record is from the annotation of a GenBank genome assembly.
AUGAAUAGAUCAGGGCCAAACUCCGCCCCAGUUCAGCCACGGUUGGAGCGCUUUAACACGGCGCCAGAAGAUCCUAUAGAAGAAGGCCUUGUCCAGCCAGUCGCUGUCUCGCCCCAGUCCACUCGCAUCAACAUGAACCGCUCGUCUGCUUCUACCUACUCGACCGUCUCGAAACAAUCAAUACCGCCGCCGGGCUCUGUCCUUACUGGCAAACAGGAACACUACCUCAAGCGCGAACUCAUCUCAGAACAGACAGAAUGGGAGAUCUCAGAGCUGGCCUCCGAAACUGCCCUACAACGCUUUGGCGCUCCCUUCAAGUCAGACGCUGGUGAAGUCGCACCAGAGGAUUCCGAGCUGCCUCUGCUGCGCUACAUGUUUGUGAACCAUGUCCGCAACUUUCCCUUUCUUGAUAGAGCCAGAGAGAAGGAGUUCUGGCAAGACAAGCUACAGACGUUCCUCGAGUCUUUUGCGACGAAGCGUAUAUCCUCAUCCGAAGAUCGCCUAGAAGAGACAAAACGCCGCAAGCUUGCCGUGAAGGCCCAGAAGCUGGUAGAACUUAUGAUGGUUUCCGGACUGCCGACUGCAUCUGGUUACGAAGAGCGCAUCCGAUUCUCAGAGAUGGAAGUCGUCGACCGAGGAGCCAACGAGCAAGGUCUGGCGCUGAAUGUACCCGAAGGACAUCAGAUAAAUGGUUGGGAUGUUAACGUCGCCUCGGUACGAACAACUAGUGUCAAGAGACAUGUACGCCAUCACGCACAUGCAGAGUUCCUGCUCCGCGUCAAGCGACAGGGCAAGCCUGAAAUCUACGUUGGAAGGAGAUACAGCGAGUUUGCUCAAAUGCACAAGAGAUUGCGCCUCGAACUUCCAGGAAAGGUGCUGCCACCACUACCUCGCAAGAACCACUCCAAUUCGCUAUACACAAAGGACGACGACGAUGCCGAUUCAAUCUCAUCUGUUUCGACUCAAGACGUGAAAGAAGCCGCCGCCCACGAUGAGCCUGCACCAGCCAGCAGUGGCUUCCGCAGCUAUCUCCCAAAUCCCUUUGGCGGUGGUCAUCGUAGGACUGCUUCGCGCUCGUCGCAAACCGCAUCUCCUCGCGCUUCCAUGGACGCAUCUUCAACAACGAAAUUUGGCCGCAAGUCCGGCGACUUCAAUCGAGACCGUUCACCGCCAAAGGUUCUAUACAGGGAAGAACAACGUGUCUCACUACGAGCUUUCCUGCGCAACUUUUUGCAGAACGAGAGCAUCGCCAACAGUAACGCUAUGAACGACUUCUUAACUGGCAAUGUUAUCAGACUGAACGAGGAAGAGAUGGAGGAUGUCAAGAGACGCAUCGAGAUGGACGAAAAGCGUAUCGAGGAACAACGGCGCUUCUACGAGAUUGCUCGUCAAAGAGCUAGGGAGCUUGAUGUCCACAUGGAGAAGUUCAGAAGAGAAGUCGUCGAGAGCAAUGGAUUGACAAAGUUGUUUGCCGAGAUCAAGCAAAAGAACACGAUUGCAGAAUUGUCUCCCGAAUAUCAGAAGUUUGCUGAAUGGCUUCGUAUUGAGUACGCAUUCCCAGAUGCCCAAUCUAGUGGAUACAACGCUAACUCAAUGACAGAGNUGGCAGCCGUGAUCUAUCAUUUGUUCCUGGCAGAAGACAACAGCCCAGAACUGUUCGCACAAGCAAAACGCAUCCACUCCUUGAUUCCCUACACCGCUCUCAAACAAGUCAUUCGAUUCGCAAACCCAGCUGCCGUUAUGGCUGGUGUGCUCGACCUGUUCCUCGCUCAACCUUUCGGCGCAAAGUCUCUUCUGCAACGUAUCUUCUCUCUGGCUCUCGGAGACAGCAUCAGAUCUGUUCAGAAGAGCAUCGAUGGUCUUGCUGCUAAGAUCAACGAGCCCGUGUUCUGCGAGAAGAUCAAAAACUACAAUCAGUGUGAUCAAGACCUUAAGGACGCAAUUCGAAGAGAAGCCGCACAAGACGACAUCGACCUUCUCGUGGCCAUCUUGCGCAGCGAAGAUAUCAAGCCGGAGCUUAAACCCGAAGAAAUUGGUCAGGCUUUCAAUGCUUACGUGGCAUGGAACAGUGCAGUCGAGAACGUGAGUGAACUAAGAACAGGUGCCGAGACUUUUGCUCACCUGAAGCAACUACUGAAGCUCUACACACGCCAACGAGAUAAGACUAUGAUGUUGCGAAUGAUUGAGGAGCCCACAACUUUGCAACUCUUCCGCGACCUGUUUACCAUCUUCUACGAGCCCCUCGUCAGGGUCUACAAGUCGGCCAACGUCUACAACAGUAUUAGCGACUUUGCACGCUUCAUGGAUGAUGUGAUUGUCGUGGUGGAGAAGUGUCAGCGACAGGACGUAUCCGCCGAUCCUAACCAGACGGUCCAAGCCUUCAUCGAUCUAUGCGCAAGACACGAAGACUCGUUCUACAAGUUUGUACACGAAGUACAUCUUCACGACAACGGUUUGUUCGAUCAACUCAUGGGUUGGAUAGAAGGCAUUCUCUCGUUCCUCCGUAAUGGUCCUCGGGGUGGCGGCAAACUGGACAUGAACGCCCUUNUCCAGGGUGCCGUUGAGAUGCGACAGAUUGACAAGGACGCCGCCGUACGGGAGAUAAACUCUCUUAUCAAGUGGCAAGAAAAACGCAAGAAGUGGCACCAAGACAAAACACGUCAAAAGAUGGCCACAGGCGAUGCACCCAGUGCCGACGGCGGCGCUUCAGACCUUAUCAAAUCGUUCAAGCCCGAUGACUUUGGUCUCAACGCUCUGGACAUCCAAGAUCUUAACGAUGACGAAGAUGAAUACAGUUCUACGGAUGACGAUGAGGAAGACGCUGAUCCUAUUGCUGCCGAGAGGAAGCGCAGGGCCAGACGCCAGGACUUCCUUAGGAGGAGUGCUGGCGAACCUGUCAAGCCUGAUAUUGUCGAGGUCACAAAAAUGCGGGAUGGCUUCAUUGCCAUGCUGAGGAUGGUUCUGGCCGAGUAG